AACACACCUAGGUCCAGAUCACAGUCUCACGACGGCCAGCUUCUUCCUACAAGCUAGUUUAAUUCUCUAGGCUAUUUCCUACCGGCCACUAUACCCACAAGGGACCUUCUGUAUGAAAUUCAUAGCCUGAGGCCGCCCGCGCGUUAUUCUCACGAUGGGGGCCUCGGAGUCCAAGCUCGUUUUCAAGCAGGGAAUCUUCCGCCUCUCAGAGGAGAAGAACAUUCCAGCAGACGAUCAAUACUGGACUAAGUUCUGGGAGCUCCCAGAGUCGACAGAAGAUGUCUUCAGCCUCUUCACCCCAUCGGACAUCAGGCGAACGAGAGACCACGCGCUGUCAAACCUGGAGACGCUGCUAUCGUCGGUAAUAUCUCGUCUAACGGCACUACGAAACAAUCCAUCGUUCCCAGAUCCUCAGCGUGCACCGGACAGAGAUGCUCUGAAUUGUAUUCGCAUCCUCACACGCAUCCUCCCCUUCAUUUACGAAGCUGAGCAUCUGGAGGAGUGGGAGGAGAAAUUUUUCUGGACUCGUCGCAGAAAGUCUGCUCAUGAGGCCCAGGUCGCCAAUGAGGUUCUUUUCGAUGAAGCCCAGGAUGAUGAGCAGCCGAUCCCGGUUAGAGAAAAUGAACAGGAAGACCUAAAGCCCUGGGCAGAGGAACUGAUCGACACCUUGCUGGAUCUUCUUUUUUAUACCGAUUUCACCAUCCCAAAUCUACCGACAGUCAAGAGCAAGGUUUCCUAUUCGAUAUGGCAGAGUGGUGUCGGGUGUAAUACCGCAAUGGGGUCGAGCAAGGAACUGGAGAACAACCGAUGCGAGAUCCUCCGAUUGCUGUUAACUUUGACCGGAAAAGCUAUGUAUAUGCCUUCAAAUACCUUACCGGUCCAAGGAGUCAAGGCUAUCACGUACAUGGUAACCUGCUCGGACAAGCAGGCUGUCUUGACUCUCUUGUGCUCGUUAUUGAAUACAGCAAUCAAGUACAAUCCUGCAUCUUGGAGGGUUCCAUACGACCAUGUAGUUUGGAAGGAUUCCAAGCAGAUGUUGGUGAUUUACUGUCUGCAACUUUUACUCGUCCUCUUGCUCUAUCCCAUACCGGAAGAUGGGCGUGGGACACCCCCGAAGAAUUACUAUCGGCAUUAUUUUGGACGGCUUCAUCGACCGCAAGAUUUCCAAUUCCUCGUUGACGGCAUGACGAGGAUUCUGAACCAGCCAAUGCAGGCCACCAAUUCAUACCUUCCUGGAAGCCAGAAAUCUGUCAAGUGGGCGCCCGAAAUGAUAAUGUUAUUCUGGGAAGCCCUGCAGUGCAAUAAACGAUUCCGAUCGUUCAUUAUCGACUCGAACCGCUCGCAUGAUUUUUUGAUACUCUGUAUUUUCUAUGUUAAGGAGUACAGGAACGAUUCGUCCAAGCAGGGCAUGGUUAGGAUGUGCGUAUUCAUUCUGCAAACCAUGAGCAUUGAGCCUGCUUUUGGUCAAAGCCUGAACAAGAAAUUCGAGGCGCAAGAGACUCUGCCGCAGAAUAUUCGACUAUCUGGUUUUAGAGGCUCCUAUGCUGACUAUCUCAUCAUGUCGAUCCACAAUCUGAUGACAACAAGCAAAGGGAAACUGGACACAGUUUAUCCAGCUUUACUCGCGAUCGUGAACAAUAUCGCACCGUAUGUCGAGAAUCUGUCGGCCAGCACGUGCUCGAAAAUCAUUCAGCUCUUUUCAUCAAUGUCUGCCCCUAGUUUCUUGCUGGCGAAUGAGACCAACCACACCCUUCUAGCUUCUGUGCUCGACUUCAUCAACACGGUUCUUGAGAAUCAGUUCACGAAAAACCCCUAUCUUGUCUAUGCUCUUCUCAAAUACAGCAAACGGUUCGAGGAUCUUCGCACAUUUACGCUUGAAAGCGGCCAGCAGGAAAUCCAACGGCAAAGUGAGAGGCGCAAGUCCGAAGGAGGUUCUAGCGAUAUGGUGGCGAGUCCCACCUUCUCCCACUCUGAAGAAGAUCCGCACGCCUCGUCCGGGGCCCGCUCGCCGCUGAGUCGCAUUCCCGAAGAAAACAACCCGUUUACGAUCGGUGGAGACGAUUCAGAUGAAGAAGGGGAUGGCCAGAACACCCCAUCUCGGUCUUCGCCUUCGCUUGAAAACUCAAGGCGACCGUCCAUGUCAUCUGUGGAUGAGUCUGUUCCGUUCCGGGGUAUGUCGGAGAAGGCACGGGGAAAGAUGCCCGCCGGCCAACCUGGGUUCUCGAGACAGAACAGUAUGGCAAGCCAGAGCAGCAUGUCUGCGAUCUUCUCGACCACAGCCGGCAGCUUUACUCCGACAACGGCUUGGCUGGAGUCCUGGUUGCCUGAGCUUCCGCUGCACACAAUCUUGACCAUGAUAUCUGCGAUCUACCCUCAUAUCCCUGAAACGGCGUUGAAAUCAACCGCCAACCCAGAAGCACGCACCCUGAUAAGUAACCUCGCAUCCUUUUCCGAGGAACCACAUGUUCACAGUAUCAUUGCCGAACCUCCACCCGUGGAACCACGUGGGUUUGAAUGGACAACGCUCUCUCUGGGCUGGUACGAGUCUCUUCUGUGGGGUUUCAUCUUUUCCAGCGAGAUGGUUGUCGGGUCCGUGUCCGGCGCAACCCCCGGAACAGUGGGAGUCUGGAACGGAACAAGCAUCAAGCUAUUCAAGGUUCAGGAAGCUGCAGCCCAAGGGCCAACGCUUCUUGCUCCCAAGGGCGCCGUCGACGCCGUCGGCAGCAACCUAGUCCAACGCAUCGGGAACCUGAGUCUCCGUGGACGGACCACGAGUGGUCAAGAUAUCUCUUCUCCCGUCGCUUCUCAGGCACCCAACGUCCGUGAAGUCUAGUGAAUUCUAUUUUUAUUCUUUUUUUUUUUCUUUUUUAAUGUCUCUCUAUUACGUUCUUGUACUGUUUCAUGACUUUCAUGAUACCUCAUGGCGUUGCAAGAAUCCAAGUAGCGUUUGUUUCGACGGAGUCCG
Molecule: messenger RNA, 2965 nt
Organism: Penicilliopsis zonata CBS 506.65
Lineage: Eukaryota; Fungi; Ascomycota; Eurotiomycetes; Eurotiales; Aspergillaceae
Exons: 8
Coding region: 155-2833 (892 amino acids)
Cellular component (GO): membrane; Golgi medial cisterna; Golgi trans cisterna
Source: RefSeq, a predicted model, not a curated record